Thyridium curvatum is the source of this 423-nucleotide messenger RNA. RefSeq lists its product as uncharacterized. The transcript has 2 exons. NCBI's taxonomy places the organism in Eukaryota, Fungi, Ascomycota, Sordariomycetes, Thyridiales, Thyridiaceae. The coding region runs from base 1 to 423 and encodes 140 amino acids. The record is from RefSeq and is a predicted model, not a curated record.
AUGACCGGCCAGAUCAUCUUCCUCUCCGUCCCCGUCCUCGACGUCGCCCGCGCCGCCGCCUUCUACGCCACCGUGCUCUCCUGGGAGACCACGACCGACGCCUCGUCGUCGACGCCCGCCGCGCCCAACGGCGUGCUCUCGACCCACCCCUUCCAGAAGGGCAUGCUGCGCGGCGCCUUCCUGCGCGUCGCCGACCCGGCCGGCCUCGUCGACGUCGCCGGCGCGUCCUCGGACAGCAGCAAGACGCGCCUCGUGCCCAUUUGCACCUUUGCCGUCGACAGCGUCGCCGAGGCGCUGCGCCGGGUCGAGGCCGCCGGGGGCAGGGUGCACAUUCCCCGGACCGAUCUUGGAGAGGGCCGAGGCGCCUUUGCUCGGUUUGUCGAUUCCGAAGGGAACCUGCAGGCUAUCUGGUCCAAGAACUAG